Actinia tenebrosa (Australian red waratah sea anemone) is the source of this 3344-nucleotide messenger RNA. RefSeq names its product MAM and LDL-receptor class A domain-containing protein 1. Lineage: Eukaryota; Metazoa; Cnidaria; Anthozoa; Actiniaria; Actiniidae. The record is from RefSeq and is a predicted model, not a curated record. Gene Ontology annotation, cellular component: membrane.
AUUUGUCUUCACAAGCAACGCUCUUUUCUUCACCUUAUUGCAUGUAAUAAUCAUUUUGUUCUACUAGCCAAUCCAGUGACUCUAGAGGCGAAUUGAUUAUAGAAGGUGAAGACUAACGAAAGCCGGUGGAAGCUACGUUAGUUGAAGAGACGUUUGAAGUCGUCAAAAAAAAAGCAAUUCACGAAGAUGCAGCUCUUCAUUUGUCUUGUGAUUAUUUGUGCUUUAUGCCAACAAACUGUCGCUUUUCCUAAAUCAAAUGACACCACAACAAGAGCAUCUGUAAAUAGCAUUACCGUUGUACAAGUGACGACCGUAAGAGUACCAACUACGCCAAGUACGACUAGCUUGAAGUUAAGCAUCAAUGAUCCUCCAACUACUGAUAGCACUCCUAUAGAAGAACUUCCACAUCCUGGGGACUGCGAUUUUGACAGCAGCUUUUGCAACUGGACAAACACAGUGGACGAUGAAUUUGAUUGGACGAGACUGAGUGGACGCACGGCCAGUAGUAACACUGGACCCUCUAGUGACGUCACAGGGAGGGGAUAUUAUGCUUAUAUCGAAGCAUCUUGGCCUCGUCGGCCAGGUCACGUUGCCCGUCUUAUCAGUCCAGUCACGGAAGGCGUUCAGUGCAUGCGAUUCUAUUACAACAUGUUUGGUCGAUAUAUGGGAGACUUGCAGAUCUUUAUUAAAGAAAACAGCUCUAUGGUAUUCCUUUGGGGUCGCUACAAAAAUCAAGGGCGUGGCUGGCACUCAACAAAUGUGACGGUGUAUGGAGAAAGCUACAGGAUUGUGUUUUUCGCUCGUGUUGGGAAAUCCUACACAGGAGAUUUGGCCAUCGAUAACAUCACCUUUGUCAGUGGAACCUGCGAUGGAAAACCUUUGUUUUAUCAAGAAAAAGUGAAAGAUGUUGCGGUCCAACUAGCAGAAGGAGAACCUGGGACUUGUAACUUCGAUGGAGGAUUUUGCGAGUGGAUUAACGUACCCAUUGGGGAUAAUUUUGAUUGGACACUACAUCGAGGAAGAACAGGAACUGGUGACACUGGACCACUAUACGACCAUGCAGGAAAUAAUGGAUAUUACCUGUACAUAGAGGCCUCGACCCCCCGAUUGAGUAGACACAGCGCCCAGCUUCUUAGUCCUCGUUUAUGCGGUACAAUGUGCAUGCAUUUCUAUUACCACAUGUAUGGUUCGGACAUGGGUGAGCUUAAUAUCUACCAGAGGCGUGGUCUUCGUACGGACGAUAGGAUCUGGGGAGCGAGAGGUGAACAGGGUGAUGUGUGGCAUGAAACACUCAUUGAUAUAUCUGGCAACUGCUACCAAAUAGUGAUAGAAGGUAUCAUAGGUAAUGGCUACCUAGGUGAUGCUGCUAUAGAUGACGUUGUAGUUACUAAAGGCAGCUGCUGUGCCAAAAGACACUUGAAUUUUGAUGUCAAAAAAGAAGGUAAUUGUUCGUUUGACAGUGGUUUUUGUAAAUGGAAAAACCUCAAAGAAGAUGAUUUCAAUUGGAGCCUGAUAGACAAAGAGACACCCAGCACAAAGACUGGUCCAGACGGUCCGUUCAACAGCAUUGGCCAGUACGCAUAUGUGGAGGCUUCUGAGCCGCGCCUGAAGGAAGACCGAGCAGUCCUUGUAGGGCCUGUUAUUAGCGGGUUCGUGUGCCUGAGGUUCAAGUACCACAUGUAUGGCCAGCACACAGGAGCAUUAGCAGUAUAUCAACAUGGUAGUGGUGUACUGAGACACCGACUGUGGGUGCGCCAAGGAAAUAUGGGAAAUCUCUGGAGAGACGCUUAUCUCAAUAUUGGAUGCAAAGAGCCCCAUUAUCAGAUCGAAUUUGAAGCCAUCAUCGGAGGAUGGCGAAGUGAUAUCGCAAUCGAUGAAAUUACCUUUAGUCACACCAUGUGCAAUACAACUAUUGAUGUACCAAUACCGUCACCCCCUAUCACUCUACCACCAACACUUUAUCCACUUUGUAAUGGUGACUGUACGUUCCCGGGUUCGUUUUGUGAAUGGAAGAAUGAUCGCGAUGAUCAAUUUGAUUGGUUGAUUGGCCAAGGUAGCACUCCAUCCCUGGUUACUGGUCCGAAAAGAGACGUAGAUGGCAACGAGUACUAUAUCUACAUCGAGGCCUCGUUGUAUCGCUACAAACAGCGAGCAAGUCUUGUCAGCGGUUACAUGAGAGGCACCAAGUGCAUGCAGUUUCAUUACCAUAUGCAUGGACGUGGAAUUGGGGUCCUGACGAUACAAAUGAUAAACACCAAUAACAACGACAAGAAAACAAUAUGGUACCGUGCUGGCCAGCAGGGAGAGAACUGGAUCCGAACAUAUCUAAACGUUCAGGGGACUGGGUACAAGAUCGCAAUAGUUGGAGAGAUAGGUGGAGCAACAACAGGAGACAUAGCAAUAGAUGAUAUCUCCUUUACUGAUGGUCAAUGCAAAUAUUUACUGGAGACAGUACUGGAUGAUAUACUACCGGUACCAAAGACCGACAGACCAUAUGAAGAUCGUCCAGAAAACUGCACAUUCGAUGACAAUCAUAUGUGCCGGUGGGUAAAUGACCAAGAUGACAUGUUUGAUUGGAUAUUAUGGAAGAAAGGAACACCUUCACGACUAACAGGACCCUCCUCUGAUCAUGGGGGGAAAGGUAUGUACAUCUACACAGAAGCAACAGCUCCCCGUCAACCGGGAGACAAGGCUCAAAUCUCCCUCAUCAGGUCAAGUGGGAUAUCAUGUAUGCGCUUUUGCUACCAUAUGUACGGUGAAGAUACAGGUGAGCUCAACUUGUACCAUUAUAACACACGAACAAGAAGAAGAAGGUUAAUAUGGAGUAGAAGUGGACCACAGGGGAAUGAAUGGCUUGAGAGCAAGAUAACGUUUUUGGCGGGGACAUAUCAGCUUACUUUUGAGGCCGUGCGUGGCUCAGGGUUCAAGAGUGAUAUCGCAUUAGAUGAUAUUAUCUUCACUGAUGGCCCGUGCGUUUCUAAACCCUCUCAACGCCGCACAACUAUGGACACUACGACCUCAUCAAUAGAUGAUUCUCUUCAGGUUUCUUUACUGAUGGAACUAAAUGGAACACUCUACAUUAUCUUAUGGCUAGUACAUCAAAAGCGAGACAUUGGAUGUACAUGUGCCCUCUUUAAAGAAGUACUGACGUAUUGAUACCUUAUGGCCGGAAAAAUCUUCAUUUCGGAGUCGAACUAUUUAGUUUCAGAUGAAAUGUAGCCAUGAACCUUCGAGAGGCCACAAUCGCCACAUGCCACAGAAAAAUGAGCUGGCUGUCUUAGGAAUUCUCAGUGUGCAGCGAUUGUCCAAAUAUUUGAUGUGCUUUUAACAUUGCUUUCCGCUAA